Tachysurus vachellii is the source of this 1597-nucleotide messenger RNA. RefSeq names its product coagulation factor XI-like. The record is from RefSeq and is a predicted model, not a curated record. Lineage: Eukaryota; Metazoa; Chordata; Actinopteri; Siluriformes; Bagridae. The transcript has 10 exons. Gene Ontology annotation, cellular component: extracellular region. Gene Ontology annotation, molecular function: protein binding. The coding region runs from base 234 to 1307 and encodes 357 amino acids. Gene Ontology annotation, biological process: proteolysis.
AGGAAAAAAUCUCUCUAGACUGAGAUGGAUGUCUUGAGAUAAAUUCUGUCUGCAUUUACUGUAUCCUGUAAUAUUUCAGUAAAUCUCUUAUCGUUGACUUUAUUGUUGAUAUUGGCAGCAGGGAAUCAUUUCAGCAUGACUAACUGGCAUUUCACUGCUACCUGAAGCACACAGCCACUGGAUCCCCAUCUAAGGUUGCAAAGCUGAAGGGUGUGACCUCAGGCUUCAAACUCAUGCACCAGGUCCAGGAGCUGAAGGUGGACGUGGACUUUCCGGGAGAUGAUAUUCUGCAGAUUUACUCCCCAGAUGUCCAGCACUGUCAGCUGGCCUGCACACAACACCCUUCCUGCUUGUUCUUCACGUUUUUACGCUCUGAUUGGGACAAGGACAACAGGGCAUUUCACUGCUACCUGAAGCACACAGCCACUGGAUCCCCAUCUAAGGUUGCAAAGCUGAAGGGUGUGACCUCAGGCUUCAAACUUAUGCACCAGGGUAACAAAACAAAUACCUGUUUGUCAUCUACAUAUCAGGACGUAGAUUUCACAGGAUCAGACUAUGUCCAGUUGAACCUAAAUACUUUUGAUGAGUGCCAGAAGCAAUGCACCAGUGAUCCAGAUUGCAAAUUUUUUUCAUUUACAGCAAUGACCUUCCCACAUGCAGAAAACAGGAAAAAGUGCUUCCUAAAAUUUCGCUGGACUUUUCCAACACCAUCAGUACUCAUAAUAACACCCGGUCUUGUAUCAGGGUUUUCAGAUUCAUUGCAAAAAGAAGAAUGUAAGGAGGAGAUCUUUGCUAACAUUGAGAAUGACAUUGAGAACAUCCCUGCUGUCUCACCUCAACACUGUCAGUUUUUGUGUAGCACACAUCCCCGCUGCACACAUUUCACCUACACAACCUCCAAAUAUUCUACGAAGCCUGGGAUCAACAUGCAUUGUUUCCUAAAGCAUACAGACAGUGUAAGUGAGCUAGAGCUGGUAAAAGAAGAAGAACUUUUUUCUGGAUUUCCAACACGAAAUUGCACGCCCUCAAAUGUUUGGGCAACAGAACGCUGUGAAGGCCUGCACUUCUUUGGACAUGAUUACCAUGACUUUAAAACAGAUACAUCUGAGAUCUGUCAAGAAAGGUGCACAAACAAUCCAGACUGCCAUUUUUACACUUAUGUCCUACCUUCUCACCAUGAUGAGAAUAUCAGGCAUAUAUGUUAUUUGAAGCAAGUCAUGACUCUACCCAGACCUGAAAAGGUGGUGUACAAUUAUGGUGUGACAUCUGGCUUCUCUCUAAGGGACUGUAAAUCUAGUGGGAAUUAAUCUACUGCCCACAUUGCUAUGUUCCUUUAAGUGUUAUAAAAACAGUAAAAGUCUUGAGUCUAGGCCAGAAAGAUACAAUGACAUGCAAUAUAGGACUAUUGAUUUUGAUGAUUGGUUGUUGAAAGCUAUGGUAAUCUGUGACUGUUUUCUGGAAACAAUGGUGUUCAUUGACUGGUGAUGUAUCUACUGGUGAAUGUACUGUUUCUAACCAGCAGCUGUGAUGUGAGUUAGAGGGUCAUCAAACUUGCAGUACAGUUAUUAAAAUCUGUUCAAACCAUCACUAGAUUUGU